UCCUCUUGCGGCUCAAGGCAGCGUGACAGGGCUGGCCAUCUACCCCAUCUUUGCCCAGCGCGCACGACUCAGCAACCCCAAACUCGCUUCCCCGUCCACGACACCAAUUGAUUAUUCCUAAUAGUCACCAGCAAGCAUUUUAUCCUCCAUCCACUAGCAGACGUGUCAUCCAAAGUUAUACUUAACUUCACGAAACCUUUAGCAAGUCAGACCAAUAUCUUCUCUCACAAUCCCGACGAUCUCGGUCUUCCCAGCCCAGGUCAAUUCAACACUACACUCGAACCCCGUUCCAAGCAGAUGUUAUCGGCGCCGCGAAGAGCGCCUGCAGGGAGAAUGUCGAAAGCCGAGCUGUCGGACCAGAGCGUGCUUUCUCCCCCAUACGGUGGUGUACGUUGGAGCUUCAAUGGUAACGGACAACUUGUAGAUUCUGCAUCAGCCGGAUGGGAGCUAGCCGACGAAAUUGGCAAAAUGCGCAUUGGUGGAGACAACGAUGGUACCAAUCCUCAGCUGCAUACGCCGCCACCUUCCAAGGGCAGCGGGCUUGCUCAGUUCCACGAAGUGUCGCCGAUGGAAUCAUCUUCUGAGACAAGCCUUGAAUCUGGUCCCUCGAGUACCCUUGAUCCUACCGCCAAUGCGCUGUCCCAUUCUCGCGAAUCGUCCGCGGAUACGACUGCGAGCCAGACGCUCCGUGGCGCGCCCAUGACGCCUAUGAAGGUAGGCGCAGUGGGCGAGUCCAGGAACAGACCGCAUUCCUACAGCGGCGGGCUGUCCAGCACGGACCUUACGCGUCUCCAGCAAGCCGGUGGCAGCCCAGGGAACAAGGAGUCGUGGUCCUCGUCCAACGGUACUCCGGAUAGGCAGCAAGCGGAGCAGCCGUCGUAUCCGUCAUUGACUGUUCAUACCGGCGGCGCUCGUACUCAGGAUUUGCCUCACUUCUCCCAGCUCACGUCGCCCGGAUCUCGGCCAGACGAUCUGACGUACGACUAUCAGGCGCAGCAGCAGCGUCAGUUCAAUGCGAUGCACCUAGGUCCUCCUCUGGGACCAGGUGGUGCCGUGCCUUCGUUUGUCCACGGGAGGCCUAACAAUAUGUAUCGUCAACCUCCUCGCACCUUCAAUCCGACAUUGCCGCCUGUGAUGCCUAGCCCGACAAACUUCGCGUAUGCUGCCCCGCCACCACCAAUGUCCAUCAGUAAUCCUCAACAGCAAUUGUACGAGAUGAUGCUCCCAACCCCUCCUCUCGACAACCCGACCAUGGCUCGGCUGCAGCAGCAGGGUCCUUUCCGCGGUACUCACCAGCACUCGACAUCUGACCCCGUUGCGGUACGUGACCCUGCCGCGCUUGCCCUCCUCAAUAGCAACAUUCAGGCCUUCGCCGCCGGCCAAAUGUACCCCCCGAACUUGCCGCCGCCAGCUGCGCUGUCGAUGUUCGCUAGCCAGUUCUAUGGAAACCCCCAGGAUGUCUAUGCCUCUCCUGACUUGGCUACGGCCCAGAUGAUGGCCCGACUCCAGUCGCAAUACGGUGGAGCGUACGGGGUCCCUCUGCCAGGGCAAAACGCUGGUGUUGCCAACCCGACGGCUAACGGGAACGCGAACCCGCAGGGGCUAGCUUCGGUUGGCCCUGGCGGUGCGGGUCCGAGCGCGAACAACCGCAAGCUAGGAUUGUACAAGACCGAGUUGUGUCGGAGCUGGGAGGAAAAGGGUACUUGCCGUUAUGGUGCCAAGUGCCAAUUCGCGCAUGGUGAAGAGGAGCUGCGCAAAGUCCAGCGUCAUCCCAAGUACAAAACGGAGAUAUGUAGGACGUUCUGGGUGUCUGGUUCAUGCCCCUACGGCAAGAGGUGCUGCUUCAUUCAUACCGAGCUUCCUGCUUCUGGCGCGCCGCCAGGCGCAGACGGAGCUCCGCCACCGUCCAACCUACACGGGCGUGAUCGGUCUGGCAGCACCAACAGUGACCCGAACGAAGUCUCGACUUCCCUUCUUGCGCGUAUCUCUGCCCGGCGGUCCCAAGAGAUCCCUGUCGGUUCCAAUGGUGGCAGCGGCAGUACGACGCCUCCGUCAGCGACGUAUUCAUCGCGGCCUCGCUCCCUGCACGUGGAUACCAGUAUCCUCGACCCGGCAGCCGGCUCGAAGCAGAACAAGUCUGCGUAUCCGACGUUCGCUCAUAACGGUAUCUUAAGACCUGCUGGCGAAGAUGUCACCGCUAGGUCCCCCGGUCCCGUCACCGCUGGGCCAGACUUCGGCAGACAUGCCAGCGCCAGGCUCGACAUCGUGGGCUCACAGCGGCAAAUGAGCAAAAACGCUGCUUCGAACUCUAAUGUGCGCAACUCGUUCAAUGGAGGCGAUAUGCAGCUUGAUUUCAGCACCACUCCCACCGCGACUAAUAUGUCCACUCAGCUGGGCUCUUCUCCCGAGGCGCCGAAGCCCUCGUCAAGGAUCAAUGGACACGUUCGCUCGGGCAGCGCUGGAAAUUGGGGAAGUGCGACUCGUGCCAACCAUUUCACAGCCUACCCUCUUUCGUCCAUCCCGGGCGGUGAAGUGAAGACCAACUCACCUUGGGCUGAUUACACCGCUGGUUCUCGCCUCGCGGAACAAAACUGGACGUAGACGUCGAGUGCUGGGUGCGUACAAUGUAGGAUUAUGUGGACCGUCAUCGUUCUUUUUGCAUCUCGGCAUGGACGUCUUUUAACGACAUCUUGCUCUGUUCAUACAAUGCGCGAACGCGCAGGUUUUGACAAUCGCGUCUUCGCAGCUCCCUUGUCCAGGAUUCCUCCCCUUCAAACUCCCGCUACCAUACUGUUACGAAGCCACGCGCUUUUACGAUCUACAUGCUCACGUCAUCGUUUGGCUGUCUGCUCGUCUCGAAACCACCUUGACUUAUUUCAGUCAAUAGCUCAGUCUCGUUCACAUCCCAGUCGGCACUCUGCACAUGUUUAUCUUAUAACGUCAAUUGAUUCACGCUCUUGUUAUGCCUGAUAUUCCAAUCGCAUGA
Molecule: messenger RNA, 2986 nt
Organism: Rhodofomes roseus
Lineage: Eukaryota; Fungi; Basidiomycota; Agaricomycetes; Polyporales; Fomitopsidaceae
Exons: 6
Coding region: 298-2601 (767 amino acids)
Molecular function (GO): metal ion binding; mRNA binding
Source: RefSeq, a predicted model, not a curated record